This is a messenger RNA of Anopheles stephensi (Asian malaria mosquito), 864 nucleotides long. Its product is annotated as collagenase-like. The transcript has a single exon. NCBI's taxonomy places the organism in Eukaryota, Metazoa, Arthropoda, Insecta, Diptera, Culicidae. Bases 1 to 864 code for a protein of 287 amino acids. Gene Ontology annotation, molecular function: serine-type endopeptidase activity. The record is from RefSeq and is a predicted model, not a curated record. Gene Ontology annotation, biological process: proteolysis.
AUGCAGUUCUUCACCGUCCUUCUAGUGUUCGGGGUUGUGGCGGUGUGUGCAGUUGCUAGUGCUAGAGACCUCCGCAGCGAGCAGCCGCGCCCAUUAACAGGUACCGAUACCGAGGACGUACGACCAUUGGAAGAUGAAUCGAACAGCCUCGCGACGGAUGGAUACGACGUGUACCCCGGCCAGUUUCCUUACCACGCACGGCUCUUCAUUACGGCCGAAAAUAUCUCGUACACCAUCCUUUCUUCCGGAUCGCUCAUCACACCGAACUACAUCCUAACGCACGCGGAUGCGCUGUACACCAGCACGACCAACUACAACAAUACGUACGGGUAUGCGGUGUUGGGUUUCAGCUCCGGCGCUGAUCAAGAACGAGAGCAGCGCAUCAACUUCAACGAAGGCGGAAUCAACGUGCACCCACAGUACGUGGGAUCGCUGUACGAUAUUGCAACAAUUCGUCUGGAGCAUCCGGUAACGUUCACCGCAUUUGUGCAGCCGAUCCGUUUGCCCAGAAUGUCCGACGAUCGGACGUACAGGUGGAUGGAGGGCACAACCGUUGGCAACCAGUACAACGGCACUUUGCGAUAUUUGCGCAAUCAGGUGUUGGAGAACGAGCAGUGCCAGGAGUUGCAUCCGCAUGCAUACAUUAACGCUCAGCACAUCUGUACGAACACUUACAUCGGGGGAGCGUUCUGCAACAGUAUGUACGGGGCAGGAUUGGUCGUGGAGGAUGCCGGUGGUCCCGUGCUGGUUGGCAUUACGAAUUUGAUCUAUUGGUGCGGAACGAACUAUCCGAUCGUGUACGAGCGAGUGUCGGAACUGCGCGACUGGAUUGCCGCGAACUCGGACUAUGUGUUCGAUUAUUAG